This is a messenger RNA of Lodderomyces theae, 1275 nucleotides long. RefSeq names its product cysteine protease. The transcript has a single exon. The record is from RefSeq and is a predicted model, not a curated record. Lineage: Eukaryota; Fungi; Ascomycota; Pichiomycetes; Serinales; Debaryomycetaceae. Gene Ontology annotation, molecular function: protein-phosphatidylethanolamide deconjugating activity. Bases 1 to 1275 code for a protein of 424 amino acids.
AUGCUGGAGUUACAGUCGAUAGCAGAGCCACAAGAAGUAGGAGAGACAACUGCUACUACAUCAUCCUUGACUGAUUCGACGACAACGACGACGACUGGCUUCGACCGUUUCACCUCCUUUUUAAAAGGAAUUCCAGGUAUCAAUUUGGGAUUUGAGGAAGCAAAUGAGUGUACUGAACCGACGACAAAAAACAACAGUGCCGAACUGCGUGAGGUUGUCGUUUUAGGGAGACACUUUACAAUUCAAGACAAAGCGAAUGACUACAUACACUCUUUGUUGUGGCUCUCUUAUCGCUGUGGUUUUACCCCCAUCCCCAAAGUCGUGGACGGACCGCAGCCAGUUACAUUCUUUCCAUCCCUCUUAUUUAGCAAGCUGACGCUAAACAAUGUUGGCAAUUUGCGGAGCUUGUUUGACAAUGAAAAUUUCACAAGUGAUGCCGGAUGGGGGUGCAUGAUACGAACGUCGCAAAAUCUACUAGCAAAUGCGUUACUAAAGUUGAAAAAUGAACCAGAUGAGACUGCUCAAUUGGAAAUCCUUAAAUUAUUUCAAGAUAACCCCAGCUCUGCCUUUUCCAUCCACAAUUUCAUACGAGUGGCUAGCAACCUGCCAUUGCUGGUCAAGCCAGGCCAGUGGUUUGGACCCAAUGCGGCUUCUUAUUCAAUAAGACAGCUUGUGGCUGAUUACACAGGUCAAGCUUCGUCUACUAAAGUUCCGUGUGUUUAUAUUAGUGAAAAUGCCGACCUAUAUGACGAUGAAGUCGAUGACUUGUUUGUAAAGGAAAAAAAGCCCCUUCUUUUAUUAUUUCCUGUUCGGUUGGGCAUUGAUCAAGUUAACAAAUAUUACUACAGGAGUAUCCUACAAUUAUUGGCGUCUAAAUUCUCCGUUGGUAUUGCUGGAGGCAAGCCAUCCUCCAGCUUUUACUUCAUAGGGUACGAGAAUGAGCAGAGUCUAAUUUAUUUUGAUCCACAUUUACCACAAGUUGUUGAGACGCCACUCAAUCUUGCUAGUUAUCACACAUCAAACUACAACAAGCUCGAUAUAACAUUGCUAGAUCCAUCCAUGAUGGUAGGGGUCCUCCUUGAAUCUAUGACAGACUAUAAAGAGUUUAAACAAGAAAGCAUUGAAAACAAAAUUAUACAUUUCCAUCCUUUGGUGAGUACGUCGCAGCAGGACUUGACGUUGAACCAAUCGUGGGAGGAAGUUCAGGAGGAUGAUGAUUUUGUCAACUUGACUGUGCCCAAAAGCGAAGAAGAGUUUAUUGUUUUGGAGGAAUAG